UUUGCUGGAAACGGGACACUUGUGAAUUCAAUUGUGUGCUUGACCAGAUAUUUGUUACCAACAACCACCAGCUACUAUUAUCUUAUCACUCUUUCAUUCGUCUAUACCAUCGAUCAACACCUUCAUCUAUCAACUAUCCAUCCACCAUGGCCGAGCAAUGGGAACAGAUUUUCAAGGGCUUCGGCGAGAAGACUUAUACUAUCUCGCAAUUGAUUCAGAAUGCGAACGAAGGGGAUGAUUUGAGCGAGCCUCUUCAGGAGAUCAAGCAAACCCACGACGCCCUCAUCAAGGACGCCAAGGAACUUCCAUCGGACAUUCCUGACGUGUACGACGAGGGUGCUCAAGCAGACCUCAAGAAUGCUGCUGGCGAUGUCGUCAUUGCAGGCAACAAGCUCAUCGCAUCCGCCAACGACAAGGUCGAAAUCUGGAAAUCGCAGAAAGAGCUCGGAAAGAUUAUCAACAAGGUCAUCUUGACCAACAAUGAUGUCCUCGAUAAGCCCUAUCCGGCUACAAACCCUUAUGCUCCCGAAAUUCAGGGACAGGCGAAGAAAUUGCAGACGGAGGCGAUCAAGGUCAUGAAGUUGAUUCAGAAUGCCGAGACGGAGUAGGGCAGUGUGGGAAUGAAGGAAAAAAAAAACCGGAAGAGGGUCCGUCUGCUGCUAUUGAGCGAUUCUAUAGAAUACGCUGGGAUGGGGUUCGAGAUGGUGAGGAAUUUGUAGAGCAGUAAGCUAGACGAUGAUUACUUUGAGUACUUCCAGGUGGAUGAAGCUAUUGUAUAGCGGUUUUGCUGGACUGCAGGGCUUGCUUGUUCCUCUAUGGGAUACCUGGCGCCGUAGAUGAGAAGUAGAGGGUUACGAUUGUUUGGAUUCGUGGAGCCAAGCACAAUACAUGACAAAGCAAUUUUGCUGAGCUGCAAUUAC
Sphaerulina musiva SO2202 is the source of this 920-nucleotide messenger RNA. RefSeq lists its product as uncharacterized. Bases 147 to 608 code for a protein of 153 amino acids. The transcript has 3 exons. NCBI's taxonomy places the organism in Eukaryota, Fungi, Ascomycota, Dothideomycetes, Mycosphaerellales, Mycosphaerellaceae. The record is from RefSeq and is a predicted model, not a curated record.